CUUUGUUUACAACAUCCGCGUUAUCAAAACCCAAUUUUGAUAGACGAGAACAAUUUAGUUCCGACCACCAAAAUAUUUUUCAACCCUUUCUUCCAUUAUAUAAAACUCCUAAACCUGUGACAAGAUAUUAUGAUCUUGUUAUAUCUCGAACAGAGUUAGCCCCGGAUGGACUUUUGACAGAAGUUUUUGCCGUAAAUAAGCAAUAUCCCGCUCCUAUAAUUCAUGCAAACAAAGGCGAUAGAAUUGUUGCCAAGGUGACGAAUCAUCUUGGUAAAAGUGAACCAACAGCAAUGCAUUGGCAUGGCAUGUUCCAGAGGGGAACAAAUUGGUUCGACGGGGUUGUAGGAAUGACGCAAUGUCCCAUUCCUGAUGACGUGUCAUUUGUAUACGAUUUUUCGACUGGUAAACAAGCCGGCACCUUUUGGUAUCAUGCACAUACACGAGCACAAUUUGCGGAAGGAAUUCGAGGUCCAUUAAUCAUUCACGACCCCGAUGAUCCUUACCGUGAAAAAUACGAUCUAGAAUACGCCGUAACACUUUCGGAUUGGUACCAUGAUGCAAUUGCAGAAUUGUUGGAGAUUAGGAGUAGACCAUAUUAUGGUGGUUUUAAUGUAAAAAAUCUAUCUUUUCUUCAUGUAUUUUUAAAAAAAAUUUUCAAAAUUUUAAAAUUUGGUCGUUAUAAUUGUUCUGCUGCUCCAGAGGGAAGCAAGUGCCGAAAAGACAAUCCAUUGGCGGUAUACAAAUUUGAAUCCGGUAAAAAAUAUAGGCUUCGUAUUAUCAAUACAAGCGCAUUGGUUCACUUCAUUUUCUCGAUCGAUUCCCAUCCGCUCACGAUUAUCGAGGCAGAUGGAUCAUACACAAAGCCAUACACGGUCAACAGAUUGCCUAUUGGUAUUGGCCAACGAUAUUCUGUUAUCGUUAAAGCCGAUCAAAAAGUUGAUAAUUAUUGGAUUCGAGCAACGAUUGAUAGUAGAUGUAUAUUAUCGAAUAAUGAAACGAUCAAUUUCGAUUCGGCUAUAAAUUAUAACGUUACAGGAAUUUUAAGAUAUUUCGGAGCAGAAAAAAUCGAUCCAACGACCUCCGCGUUUACUGAUGAACUUCCAACUUGUCUUGGUGUUCCCCAAAGUGCUUUGAAAUUAUUACGGCCUGAAAAAGUUCCUGAACCUGUUACGGAUAAUAUUUUGUUUAACAUCACGAUUCGCCCAGACGAACGUAAUGUUACGCUUGCCUUUGUUAAUAAUUCUUCAUUCGUUGGGGAUUUAUAUAAUCCGACACUAAAGCAAUUGGCGAUGCAUAAGAUAAAAUCGGUAAAUGAACUCCCUCGUAAACGAAAUGCUUAUGCCUUGGAAAACCCUGAUGGAGUCGUUGACAUUACAAUCUUAAAUGCAAAUGGCGGGAUUCAUCCGUUCCAUUUACACGGACACAAUUUUUAUGUGCUUGGUACUGGACCAGGGUUGGUAGUCGACAAAUCUCAACUAAAUUUAGUGGAUCCAUUUCCCCGUGACGUAUUCGUAGUGAAUGGAACCAGCUGGGCCGUAUUUCGUUUCAAAACUAAUAAUGCCGGUGUCUGGUCUUUCCAUUGUCACAUCGAGUUUCAUGUUGAAAUGGGAAUGACCGCUCAAUUAGUAGAGUUACCAAAGGAAAUAUCAAAACUAAAGUUACCGCAAGCCACUCUUGAUCUGUGUAAAAAAUACUCAUCAUUCAAGUCGUCCUUCCCACAAAAAUGA
This is a messenger RNA of Funneliformis caledonium, 1727 nucleotides long. The record is from the annotation of a GenBank genome assembly. NCBI's taxonomy places the organism in Eukaryota, Fungi, Glomeromycota, Glomeromycetes, Glomerales, Glomeraceae.